Messenger RNA from Rosa chinensis, 903 nucleotides. RefSeq names its product zinc finger MYM-type protein 1-like. The transcript has a single exon. The coding region runs from base 1 to 903 and encodes 300 amino acids. Lineage: Eukaryota; Viridiplantae; Streptophyta; Magnoliopsida; Rosales; Rosaceae. The record is from RefSeq and is a predicted model, not a curated record.
AUGCACAAGUGGGAGUCAGUAAGAAACCUAUCUAAGCAUAUUGAAAGGGUGAUUAGCACACAAUCAUCACAAGAAGUAGCAGAUAACCGACUCCGGCUUAUUACUACUAUAGAGAGUGUAAGGUUGUUGGCAAGCCAAGGAUGUGCUUUUAGAGGCCAUGAUGAAUUAGUUAAUUCAUCUAAUGGUGGCAAUUUCAAUGCGGUUGUGGAUUUCUUUGGAAGAAUGAAUAUAGAUAUUCGCAGAGUCUUACAAAAUGCUCCUGGGAAUGCCAAGUAUGCUUCUCCCAUUAUUCAAAAACAAAUUUUUAAUAUACUUGGUAACAAAGUUAGAACCAAGAUUCGGGAAGAAGUGGGAGAUGCCAAAUUUUGUAUCCUUGUUGAUGAAGCUGUUGAUGUAUCUAAUAGGGAACAAAUGGCUAUCAUUCUUCGAUUUGUUGAUUGUGAUGGGUUUAUUAGAGAACGGUUUUUCAAAGUGCUUAGUGUGGCAAACACUUGUUCUCAAACUCUAAAAGAUGAGAUAUCCAAAGUUCUUACUCAAUAUGAUCUUCAAGUAGAAAAUAUGCGUGGGCAAGGAUAUGAUGGUGCUAGCAACAUGCAGGGUGAAUUUAAUGGUUUACAAGCUUUGUUUUGUGAAGAGUGUCCAUAUGUAUAUUAUGUUCAUUGUUUUGCUCAUCACUUACAAUUGACUUUAAAUGCUGCAGCUAAAGGGGUGCAUGAUAUUUGGGAAUUCUUUUCAACUCUAAGUUUGAUUGUAAAUUUUGUUGAUUCUUCUGCAAAAAGACAUUCAGCUUUGAGAGUUAUCAGAGAAGAAGAAAUUGCAGAUUUAGUGGUUGCUGGAGCACUUGAGACUGGUAGAGGUGCUAAUCAGCUUUGCACUUUGCAACGAGCAGGGGCUACUCGUUAG